Eleginops maclovinus (Patagonian blennie) is the source of this 2911-nucleotide messenger RNA. RefSeq names its product PROP paired-like homeobox 1 (gene prop1). Gene Ontology annotation, molecular function: DNA-binding transcription factor activity, RNA polymerase II-specific; DNA binding. Lineage: Eukaryota; Metazoa; Chordata; Actinopteri; Perciformes; Eleginopidae. The transcript has 3 exons. The coding region runs from base 1802 to 2626 and encodes 274 amino acids. Gene Ontology annotation, biological process: pituitary gland development; regulation of DNA-templated transcription. The record is from RefSeq and is a predicted model, not a curated record.
UAUGAGCUGAAGAUCCGCAGAGGACUUGGCAGCACACACACACACACACACACACACACACAGUGCAAGAAAUAUGGUAGCUCUUCCAGGACAUACAGGACUUGGCCCUCGCAGGCGACGUGUCACAAGGAAUCAAAUUAGAUGUUGCUGCGCAGAGCGGCCAGAACAACGCCAGGGAUUUUCUCAGGGAAUCAAAAAUAAGGUUGACAUAAUCUCAAGGAUAAUUUGUCAGUUCAGCCAGAGAAUGAACAUGUAAAGAAGCCCAUAUGGCUAAUAAAGCGUAUCAUUCAUUCGCUCCAUUUUGUCUAUAACACUUUCCUGGCAAAGGAUCCUCGGCCUAGGGAGGGGGGGGUCUACUGCAUCAGUGUGACACAUCUCCAGUCUGCGUUUGAACUUGUGAUUUAUUGGUUCUUAGUAAUCACAUGUAUCGCACAGGCUCAAAUGGCUUAUGAAAUGACCGACGUGCCGCAUAACAUGCACAAAUUAUAUCAAAUUAGAAAUGUGAUCUUGUCAACAGCUUCUUUGCAAAAUGUGCGCACAUUGGAAGAGUUUUAAGUACAUAUUACUGCCACUAUACACUAAAGAAAACAGCAUUGUUCAACAAAUAUAGACCGUGAUGAAUUACUGUCUUGUUUGAGCCCUGAUAAAAAACCCAGCUGCUGCUCACCAGCUAUGUGACCCGCUUGCCAUGCUGUCCUGUCAUGACUCAGUGCUGAGUGGGACAUUAGACGGUCUCUUCCUAGUACCCGGCUCAGUGUUAGAGGGACAUGCAUUCUGCAGUGGCUCUGGACUGAGUUUAGUAUCAUGGGAACUGCUGAUAGCAGCCGGGGUCCAGAGAGGUCGCAAGGGAGUUCAGCUGAGUUAAUCCGGGGACAGGGUGCCCUGUCAGUCAAGGCACGGGGCAGCAAACGCGGGGACUGACCUGAGAGGGGUUGUGUUUGUGGAAGGCUGGGGUGUGUACUCAGCUGGGUGAUCCCCCCCACACCCCUCCCUUUAAAAAAUAUAUAUAGGCAAAUGAGGAUUCUGAAUUUAGCAUGUGCAAGGUCUGGUCUUUCAGCCUGACGUGACAGAGCCACCUAGUGGACACAUGGGAAGUUGCAUCUCAGAAACAAUCCAUUGAUAAGGGUAGAGCAUUAGAAGCAGCAACUAAUAUGGAGUCUAAUGCAAAGACACUUUGUUUUUCAAAUGUAUGAUUCAUUCAUUUGUAUUUAUUAAUGAUGUUUAAAUAAUUUCUGUCCUUUUGAGGUUAUACAACUCAAAUACACAAAUAACUACAGUUAACUUCAAUAUUAAGUAAACGUGAAUGUUAAAUAAAUUAAAAUUAAAAAGUCAUAAACACACAUGUUCAUACCUCUGCUUUUUGUUUAUUAAUCAUCUAAUUUUACAUAUGUUUCUAAAUCUAUGGAGUGUAUUUUACAUUUGUAUACAAAUCAAACCCUUUGUUCGACAUCUGUGUUUAGCAUUUGAUCUAUUUAUUUUAUGUAAACAUGCAACAUCCUCUUAAUUCAUUCUGACUCACUAAAAUGUAACAUCUCAUUUUCUAUUUAUUCCAUUAAAGUGCAGUUUUAAUAUCAACAAUAUCUACCUUUGGUAAUUUCAUUUAUUUAAGUUUGGGAAAUAUAGGCUUUACCUUUAACCAGGCCACGUGAUAGCCCUUUUAAUCUACGUUAUAUCCCAAGUGAAUAUCUACUUUCACAUUUUUUUUAAAACAGCACUUAUUGAUCAUGUCCCAUUUUGAAAUCUUCCAUUUUCUAUGUUAAAUGGAUAGUUCAAAGACAUCUGAAACAUCCAUGUAAAGUCAAUGCAGGAAGUCCCAUUAACCAGCCCACUGUGGUUUGGUAGAGGUACAGGACAGGUAAAGGUGAACCAGGAGGGUUGGACAUGUGAGUGUGUGGUCAGUGUGUCUGCAGAUGUUCCUGCAGAGAUGGCCCAGCAGGUGAAGGUAGCAGCUGCUGCAGAGAGGAGCGAGCCGGACUGUGCAGAGCUCUACCCUGACAUGGAGACUGUCAGCUCCACUGCAGAUAUAGGAGAGUCGCUGAGGAAGGGCUCUUUGUGUGAGACCUCCAUGGGUGUCGGUCUUGGCAGACGGAGCCGGGCCUACCCCUCCCCGGCCCGGAGACGACACCGCACCACCUUCAGCCACAAGCAGCUGGAACAUCUGGAAGUGGCCUUUGGACAAAACCAGUAUCCUGACAUCUACUACAGAGAGGAGCUGGCUCGUGUUACCAAGCUCAACGAGGCUCGCAUACAGCAGGUUUGGUUUCAGAACAGAAGAGCCAAACAGAGGAAGCAGGAGCGAGCCUCCCACAAGGUUCUACCGGUGGGUAUGAUGUCUGGCCACAGGGCGCUGCUGGGGGGGGUGCACGUCCAGCCCUCUACCAUAGCCCGACAGUACUACACCCAAUCCCUGGCUCACAUCCCCCGUCUUCCUCCUAUGCUGCCCUCUGGGGCGUACCCUUGCCACCCAGGCCAAGUGAGCCAAUGCCCAUGCCCCAGCGUCCCAUCACAGCCAGCCCCCCCGCGGCAGCACGAGGACUGGUACAGCCCGCUAAGGAGCAACCUCCCCUCCCCGAUGUUCUCCCUGGCCUCCAUGCAACCUCUGGACCCCGCUUCGCACUGGAGCUAAGAAGUUACACAGGCUAAUAAAGCCAAAUAUUACAUUAAAAUAACUUUGGGAAAAUUCAGUAAUCAUGCACCAUCCUUUCUUCCCCUUGUUUAACUAAUUUAAGCCUAAAAUUAUAUCAUUUUCACCUUUAUUUCAAAAGUCUAAAGUUUCAAAUUGCAACAAAUAUGUAGAAUAGUAUCAAAAUCUGAUAAGUGGUAAAAUGCUGACUCUUUUUUGGGCUUUAGGACUCAUUCCUGCACCACUCUAUUUCUUUGACAUUAUUUUUACACAUUACAUGCAAGUCAU